CUGGUAUGUGUAGGCUACCGGUAAAGCAAUAUGGCGGCUCAAGGAGUAGACUUGCUGUCAACAGGAAUAAUAGAGAAAGAUGUAAAUGGAGAUGUAUUAUGGACUUGGUCAUACCCGUCAUUGACAACAAUACAGAGAGAAUUAUUUCUACACAAAUGUGGUUUAUGUAAAGACUCUGUUCACCAUUUACAGUUUAUCUUUAGUAGAUUACAGUAUACAUGGUUUUAUAUUUAUACAACUUAUCUAGAAGAUGACACAGAGAGUAGACUUAAAGAUGUAACAGCUUUUUCACUAGUGUUGGUAACUAAAGAUUUUAAUCCAGAAAGAUAUGAAACUCUCUGUCGUUUAUUUUCUCAUCAAUAUGCUCAAACAGGAAAUCCUGCCUCUGUUCUAGAAAAUUAUUUAUCUGUAAUGACAAGAGGUAUUUGUGUUAAUGGUGAAAAUGGUAAAUUUUCGUUAAAAGAAUUUGAUACCAUACAAGCCUAUGCUAAAAGUCAGCUUAGAUUGGUAAUUGAUACGUUUGGUGUAGAGAGUAUUUUAAUUUAUACAGCAUUAUUGUUAAAGAAGAGACUUGUUAUAUACUGUCCUUCACUACAGGAUUUACUUCUAUAUACACGCGCAUUACCAGCUUUUGCAUGGCACAGACAGAACUGGGGUAUUGUUUAUCCAUAUUUAGAAUUAAGAGAUGAAGAAUUAAGUAUGUUAAAAUCAUCUAGUCAUUAUGUUGCUGGAUUUACUGAUGCUGCUGUAGAGGGCAGAUCAGAAUUAUAUGAUGUGUUUGUUAAUGUUCCUACUAACCAAAUAAUAAUAGCACAACAAGCUAAAGAGUCUUUAGCAAUGGGUAAAUUACAUAAAGAUAUUGCAAUGGUCAUGGUUCAAGCUGCAGAAAAUAUUGAAAAUUCAGGGCAGGACAUCAUUAAAGUGAUAACUAAUAAAACCAAAGAUUUACUGAACAAUUUAAAAUCAUUAGCAGUGGAGGAUGAUUCAGGAAAGUCAAAUAUUACAUUAGAAACAUUACAUGAAAGAAAGAUGCCACCUGCAACUGAAAACUUUUUAUUUAGUCUAGCUGUCUGUGAAGGAUUUGUACAAUUAUAACCCAAUAGUAAAACUAUUAAAAGACAAUAAGAUAAUCAUUUUCUACAGCUAUAAAGUUGCCAUAAAGUAUAUAAAAAUAUUAAUUGGUUGUUUUAAAGAAAUUGAUAGAAUGACCAUCCAAGGCAGAUGUUAAAAUAUCCAUUUAAUAAAAAAGAAAAAUAUUAAUAUUGCCUUAUAGCCAUUUUAAAGCAAGCCAACAGUGACUUGAGGCUGAUGUCCCCCGCCGAUAUCCCAAAAUAAAUAGAUGACACAUACUAAUUAAUUUCACAUUUAUCUUUUUGAAAAGUAUCGAACAAUCAAACUGAUUAUCUAAUCUUAGUAUAAGCAGAAAAUGUUCACGAUCGAACUCAGUCAAGGUUUUGAACUACCUGGUAGUGAAACUAUACACUAAUUUUCAUCACUCUCAAUCAGUUAGUUAUCUUGUCCCAAAGCACUGACCAAUGAAAUUGCUUAGCUCUUAUUAGCUGGAGUGGACAAUGUUAAUCAUCAAACCCAGUCAAGACAUUCAGCUAAUGAACAUCUACACCAAGUUUAAACAUUCUACCACAAUUAAAAGCAGAGCUGCUAUGUUCCAAAGUCUUGACCAAUCAAAUUAUUAAUUAGGCUAAGCAGAAAAUUCUCACCAUCUCAGUAAGCACUUGACUAAAAAUAUACAAUGAUUCAAUGCUAUUAAUGACAAUCAUCAGACUUCUAUAGUAAAACAAUGUCAUUUCAACUUUUUCAUCUUGGGCUCUGUGUGUGGAUUGAACCGAAAACAUUGAUCCGGUGUUGUCAUGUUGAUGUUAUGUUGUUGUAAAAUAUUAAAAUUAAUCUAUAAUAAUUCAAUCACGAAUCUGCAUCAGUCAACUGUGUGAUUUGGGGUAUUUUUUUGGUUGAAACUGAGAACAUUGUUAUCGUAUUUAUUUCGACCUAAAGUCCAACAUUUCAACUGAAGUUGCUUUAUACACAUUGAAUCAAUGUUGUUACUUUGUUAGUGUAACAAUUAUUCUCAAUGUUGACAAUGCAAUAUUAAUUUUAUUCAAUGUAAGGCUAGGGACACUGACUAUUGCUUCUAGUCACGGGUAACCGAAAAAGUAUUUGCUCAACACUCUUGAGAAGGCCAUACUGAUUCAAUGUCACUUGGGUGAACCCGAUUUAUUUUAUUUUUAUUAUUCAAGCUCGCUUGAAAACGGUAAUUAUCACUAAUUGGCCAGUGUAAGCUUGACCGGUUUGUCUCUAUAGCAGUGUUCCCAUGCCUGUAUGCCUGAGCAGAAAGUGCUGGUGUACUGUAAUUAGAAUCAAAGUUAUCGAGCAACAAAGUCUUGGCCUAUCCAAUUGCUUAUCGCUCUGUUUACCAUGCAUGGGUCGAAAAUGCCCAUUAUCGAACUUAGUCAAGGUCAUUCACCAAGUUUGAAAAUUCUAGCUAAUUAGGAGAGUUAAUGUGUCCCAAAUAGUGUGAACCAAUUUUAAUAGUCCCCUGCUUAUUUCGUGUGUGUGUGUGCGCGUGUGCGUGUGUGUGUUCGUUCUAGCUAAUUAGGAGUGAGAGAGAAAAUUCUAGCUAAUUAGGAGAGUUAAUGUGUCCCAAAUAGUGUGAACCAAUUUUAAUAGUCCCCUGCUUAUUUAGAGAGAGAGAGAGAGAGAGAGAGAGAGCCUCGGUAUCCCCAGUGGUUUCAUUCCGUAGACUAGGACAUAUAUAGAUAGAUGUCAAUGAUCCAGGCAUCCUCGGUAUCCCCAGUGGUUUAAUUCCGUUUUACUCCACUAACCCCUGGGUUAAUCUGGGGGGGGGGGGGGCACGUUUUCAAGUUAUCCGCCCUUGAUGAUUGUGCUAUUUUUAUCGACCAAUCCCAAAAAUCGUUAAAUGAAAAAGAAGUUUUCGUAAAGGGAAGUAACAAGUCCUCUGUUUUAUUUUACACAUGGAACUUAAGUAUGCAAAGUCCUAAUACGAUGGGUGCGUAUCAACGCCCUUAAUUACAUCUAUUAUUAUCAAAUACAUAUUUUUCAUAUUCCGAAAAUUGCUCAAAUUGAUUAUUUGUUUUGAUUAAUUUUUCUAAAUUUCAUACAAUCAUUGAAGUUCUUAAGACUAAUUCUUGGAACAUUUGCAUAUAAGAAAGCAAAUUCUUUGUAAAUACUUUUUGUGUUAUUGGACUUGGUUGCUUGUAUAGCCAAAUAGUCUUUAGUAUUGAAGAAAUUAUUAAAGGAUGAAGUGACCUAUAGUCUGCAAUAUUAAAUUAUCUUUGAAAAUACAGAAGGUAAUAUAUUUUAUAAUAUAAUAUUAAUAUUAGGUUAUAAAUCUAUUGAUUUUAUGUAAAUAACAUGUAUAUAUAAAGUAUUCUCAAUAUAUAAAGACAUUGUAUGAAAAUAUUAAACUAUGUAAAACUC
This is a messenger RNA of Patella vulgata (common limpet), 3453 nucleotides long. RefSeq names its product DENN domain-containing protein 10. Gene Ontology annotation, cellular component: late endosome. Gene Ontology annotation, biological process: protein transport; regulation of early endosome to late endosome transport. Bases 31 to 1095 code for a protein of 354 amino acids. Gene Ontology annotation, molecular function: small GTPase binding; guanyl-nucleotide exchange factor activity. The transcript has 8 exons. The record is from RefSeq and is a predicted model, not a curated record. Lineage: Eukaryota; Metazoa; Mollusca; Gastropoda; Patellidae.